GCUGCGCAUGCGCAUCCGGACGCUGGGCCGCGGCUCCCCCCCUCAGCUACGGUGGCGCGGAGUGGUAUCGUCCUGCCCCGCGCUGAUAGGCCCGCGGCGCCGCCAGUCGGCCGCCGAGGCGGGGCGGAAGUGGGGGCCUGGCCAAUCGUCUGGGGCAGUGCGGCCGCGCGGAGCGGGCCGAGGUGCGGAGGGGGCAGUACUGGCAAUGGCUGCCCUUUGGGAAGAUGUCCUGUACAACGAGCUGGUCAUCCGGGAGGCAGCAUCGCUCGCCGUGGAUGCCGCGCUCCUCGGAGGCAUGCUGAUGCGGACUGAGGAAGAGCCCAAUGCUUCAGACGUGGUGAAUUACGCUCCCUUCACGUUGCUCCCAUCAGCAGUACCAAGUGCCCUGUUUGAACAAGCGUAUGCUGUUCAGCAAGAUUUUAACCUGCUCGUGGAUGCCAUUAGCCAAAACAAAGAAUUCCUGGAGUGUACUCUUGCCAACACCAUCAAGGUAGAUGACUUCACAGCUCGACUCUUCAGAAUCUACACGCAAGUUUUGGAGGAAGGAUUGGCUCAGUCUGUGUUUUUAGGCAUAAACCGCUCUGAUUACAUGUUUGACCGUGGUGCGGAUGGGACACUGGCUCUGAAGCAGAUUGAGAUAAACACCAUUGCUGCCAGCUUUGGAGGCCUCACUUCCCGAACUCUAGCCGUUCAUCGGCAGGUGUUAAAGACGCUGGGAAAAUCUGAGGAGGCAUCACAUCUGCCGCCCAACAAUCCAUCAAAAGGGCUUGCCUUGGGUAUUGCAAAAGCCUGGGAGCUGUAUGGUUCACAGAGUGCUGUGGUGAUGUUCCUGGUGGAAGAAGUCCAAAGGAAUAUUUUUGAUCAGCGAUGUGUAGAAAAUGAACUUUGGAACAGGAAUAUUCGGGUCAUCAGGAAGCAGUUCAGAGACGUGUUUGAACAGGGGUCUCUAGAUGAUGCCAGGAGGCUGUAUAUAGAUGGCCAGGAGGUAGCAGUGGUGUACUACAGAGAGGGCUACGUGCCACAAAACUACAAUCUGCAGAACUGGGAGGCACGAUUGUUGCUGGAGAGGUCAAGGGCAGUGAAGUGCCCUGACAUUGCUACCCAACUUGCUGGGACCAAGAAGGUCCAGCAGGAGCUGAGCCGGCCAGGGACGCUGGAGAGACUACUGCCUGGCCAUGCGGAGUCUGUUGCUCGCAUAAGAGCAACAUUUGCUGGACUUUAUUCCCUGGACUUGGGAGAAGAGGGAGACAAGAUGGCUGCUACAGCUAUUGCUGACCCUGACUGGUUUGUGCUGAAGCCACAGCGAGAGGGUGGAGGGAACAAUCUCUAUGGUGAAGAGCUCAGGCAAGUUCUGGAGAAGAUCAAAGACAGCCCUGAGAGAACCUCUUACAUUCUGAUGGAUAAGAUCAAACCACAGCCAUCAAAGAAUUACUUGCUGCGGGCUCACACUCCUCUGAAAGUUUCAGAGUGCAUCUCUGAGCUUGGGAUUUUUGGCGUCUAUGUCAGGCAGGGCAAGGAGAUGGUGAUGAACAAGUCUGCCGGCCACCUCCUGCGGACCAAGGCAGUCGAGCAUGCGGAUGGUGGGGUAGCAGCUGGUGUGGCAGUGCUGGACACUCCCUACUUGGUGUGAGGAGGUGAUGCCCCAUCCUGCCUGCCUUGCUCUGCUGCCCGAAGAGCUGAUCUGCCACAGGGAUGUUUUCCUUAGGGUGCAAUUACCAAGGCCUGAGGUGUUUGGGAUCAUGAGAAGGGACUGUACGAACAUAAUGGUUCCAAAAGUCCUGCGUGCCAGCCCCAGCUUCUCAUUUGCAAUUCCUCCUGCAGGAAGAAGGGAUUCCCUUCCUCUGCCUGCUCAGUGGGUCCAGCCCUGCCCCAAGUUCAUGUCCCAGCCCUGACCUCCCAGUAUUGCGUUGAUUUGGAUGUUUCCUUGGGGUCUAGCCUGCAGGCAGUAUUUAUUGCAAACUGAAGGGUAAGGUGCCACACCAGGCACUUGUGCUGUUCCCAGUUCUAAGCUCCUUGAUGCUGCAUUCUUUUCCAGAGAGAAAGAGGAAACCCAAAGCCUGGGGAAAAGAAGGAGAAGGGGGAUGUGAAAGUGUCAGCCUUCCUCUGUGGGCUUCGUGGCCCAGUGCCCCUUGUGCUUUCCCCUUUGCCUCAGUGCUUUCCAAAUUGUAGUUGGGAGCCCAUUUCUGUGUGUCCACGGCCCCUCCAGCCCUUGCUUAGGGACUGCUGCCCUGAUUCCUACCUUUCCCUAUGCUGAAGGAUCCUCACAUCCUGUGCAAGAGGCAGCUGCUGUGGUAUAAUUCUUCCAUGGGCACCUGUCCCACUCUUGCUUUGCCCAGUUCCUUCAGGAAGUUUUUUUGGACUGAGUGUUCAUCCCAAAUAGAACUGUCUUGCUGUUCAGGACCACAUCCAACUGCUUCUACAAUAAGAAUGAGAGGUCUAGCUGCUGGUAGUGUGACAUGCUCUGAACAGAAGCUGACAUGGCUGCCCACUCUCUCUGUCCUUCCUCGUGGCAAAGGAGAGCAACUGGAGCCUUCUAUCACAGCCAGUGUGUGGAUUUUUCUUGUUUUUUGUUUUUUGUUUUUUUCUUGAAUCCAUGCGGGCUUAUGCCAGUGCAUCCUGCUGAGUCACACGCUGAACAGCAGCAGAUCAGGCAGAUACUAUAUGAAGCAAGAGCCAUGGCAGGGAGCAGGGCAGCAGCUGAAAGGUCUGACCUCUUUAAUCAUCCUCCCAGGACUUGUGGUAUGGUGUGACAGGUAGCUUUGUGGGUGGGAAGCAAGGGUGCACAGAGGUGAGACCGAGGGGAGCAAACCCAGCCUGAGCUGCCGAGCACUCGGCGUUGCUGCCUGCUGGGUUCUUCUGACGCAGGAUUUUGUUAGUUCCUAGAUGGAGCUGUGGCAGCCCGUUACUGCCUCUGUGGCUGUGCCACUGCUGUCACACUGGGACCAGUGUAAGUGGAUGGCAAGAGAGGUCUCCCUUGGGGUUUCCUGAACUGGUGGAGACAGUGCAGGGGGGAAUUAGGCUCUGCUCUGUGCCCUGGAGGAGACCGUGCUCUAGUUCCUAGGGGCUUUUGCCCAUUCCACUGAUGUGGCCCUCCUCCACCCAGCCCUUUGCUCAGCCAAGCAAUUCAUAGUGAAACAUGAGAGGAACCUUUCUGGAAGUGGCCUGGUAAAGCACCCAGGUAGCCUUAGCUCUGCUUUUCAGUGACACCUGACAGAAGACCCUUCAAGGCAAUAUUUCUUAAGACUGAAUUUGCUGAUUGGAUCUGUGCCUACACCCUGCCACAUGCAUAGCUGCUCUGGUGCUGUGCAGCAGCCACCUAGGGCAAUAUUCAGGCUGGGUGCUUUAAUCAUGAAUCUUUGAACUUGGAAAUCUUUCAGUUCUUUAAGUGUAACUGGUUCUACGAUUCCUGGGUUGUUGGUUAGUGGUGGAGGGGGAUCUAAUUACCCCCAUGCAAAGAUUGAUUAAAAUGUACACUCAAUCUGAA
Dromaius novaehollandiae (emu) is the source of this 3484-nucleotide messenger RNA. RefSeq names its product glutathione synthetase (gene GSS). Gene Ontology annotation, molecular function: ATP binding; glutathione binding; glutathione synthase activity. Bases 8 to 1630 code for a protein of 540 amino acids. The transcript has 13 exons. Gene Ontology annotation, biological process: glutathione biosynthetic process. NCBI's taxonomy places the organism in Eukaryota, Metazoa, Chordata, Aves, Casuariiformes, Dromaiidae. Gene Ontology annotation, cellular component: cytosol. The record is from RefSeq and is a predicted model, not a curated record.